GUUACACUACUUCUAGUGCUUCAUAUACCGAGAAAACGGUAUCGAGUUUUUAUAUUAGUGUUGGCCAGCUAUCCCCAAUGUCGCAUCGGCCAAAGAGGUACACAUCCAGCCAAUUAGGCCAGGAAAAUGAAUAGGUACUUCCAAAGAAGUCACCCCCCCCUUCCAGAGCCUCGUGGAUAUUUAGUAUGAAUAAAACGCAGUGAGUGUACGACUCCUAGGUAGCUCAAUUUUGUAAAACUAUUCCCCUGCCAUCAUACGGAUAACCUCUACAUCUUAGCCAAUUCGCUCUGUACGAUAAGAACCUAGUAGAACCGAAUUCCCUGGAUACAUAAUGGCUACCAUCGUCAGCACGUUAUACAACAACGGUGGACAACCUAUACCGACAUGCAUGGUAUGCGAUGGGCCUGGUAUUCGAGAGAUAACUAGAAAAUCGAAUCGAAAUGGGAAUGCCGGACGUUUUUACUAUAAAUGCCAAGAUUGCAAUCGGUUCAUUAAUUUCGACGACGACCGUGGCUGGAAUCCCCAGAACCCAAUCUGUUGCUGUGGAAUUCCCAGUAGAAGACAAAUCACCGGAAGGAAGAAAGUUCCCGGGAAAUUACAUUUCGUUUGUAGAUUCGGGAGCUGCGAUUUCUUUGGCUGGGAAAGGAACGCCGAAGGGUCCCAGAUGGUUGUUCCUGAAACACUUAUAGGGGGCCUAGCAGGACUUAAGAUCAUCUAACUAGGGGAGUCCAUGUGCAAUGGGAACUUCAGUUUGUCUGUACUUGGAGGUUAAGAGGAGUGUCUUUCUUAUUCAUUGACGUUGAUUAUUUUACAUUCGAUACCGUGGAUAUGAUCAAAUACCUACUUUGAGCCAGCUGUGUAGAUGUUUACUCCAUCCCAGUACCUGAUAUGACUCUAGCGAGGCGCACCUCAACAC
Hypoxylon trugodes is the source of this 916-nucleotide messenger RNA. RefSeq lists its product as uncharacterized. The record is from RefSeq and is a predicted model, not a curated record. The coding region runs from base 332 to 718 and encodes 128 amino acids. Lineage: Eukaryota; Fungi; Ascomycota; Sordariomycetes; Xylariales; Hypoxylaceae. The transcript is spliced from 2 exons.